AAGUAGUAAAACCCCGGCUUGGAGCGAGCCGGCGCGGCGCAGUGUGUGCUGGCUAGUGUCAUGGCAGAUGAGGAGGAAGAUCCCACCUUUGAGGAAGAAAAUGAAGAAAUUGGAGGAGGUGCAGAAGGUGGACAGGGUAAAAGAAAGAGACUUUUUUCCAAAGAAUUGCGAUGUAUGAUGUAUGGUUUUGGGGAUGAUCAGAAUCCUUAUACUGAGUCCGUGGAUAUUCUUGAAGACCUUGUCAUAGAGUUCAUCACUGAAAUGACUCACAAGGCAAUGUCGAUUGGAAGACAAGGUCGAGUCCAAGUUGAAGAUAUUGUCUUUUUGAUUCGAAAGGACCCAAGGAAGUUUGCUCGGGUUAAGGACUUACUUACUAUGAACGAAGAAUUGAAACGAGCUAGAAAAGCAUUUGAUGAAGCAAACUACGGAUCAUGACACCUUUCGUGCUUUCUCAAAUGUCAUUAUCUGGGGAAACAUAUGUAAUGGCAAAUUUUCUACAGAAAUGUCCUGCUAUCUAGGCAUGUAGAUGAAAGAUAGAGAAAUUAAGUUUUCAGCAUUUAUUUUUAUGCCUUCAAUUUUAGAAUACUAGAGACCUUAAUUGUUGCCUUUAUAUAUCUAUAUCUGAAUUACUUAUUGCAUUUUAAUGACUAUACUAAUAAGUUAAAGUACCUUGCAGAUCAUGCAGUUCUUUCUGACUUUGGACUACAUAGAUGAAGUAGUAUUUAUGUGUAGGUUAUAAUUGUGCCAUUGUAAGCAAUAUUGUUGCUAUUUAAUAUAUGAAACCUAAGUGACAUCUUUGACUAUAAUACCUGAAAUAGUGCUUCAAGUAGUCUGAAGUUUUUAGACAGUAGUAGUUUAAGAGGUUAUUAAUAAUAAUGAACUGGCAUUUGUUUUAGGAUAAUAUAGGAAAAUAUAGUUUUGUAAGAAUUUUGUCUUAAAAUAUGAUUUGUUUUUAACAUUGUUCAGAUAAGUGUUUUGUUUUUUUUGAAAAACAAAGUUUCGUGUAAGUGCUUUUGUAUUGAAAGAUUUUUUUUUUAAUUUAAAAACUUUCAUGGCUUGUAACAUGCUGUAUGUGAAGAUUUAGAAGAAUCUAUUUGCCCAGAUCAGCUUAAGCUUCUAAAAAUAAAUACAUUGAGUAGCAGGAAUGGGAUUGCUUAAAAAGCUUAUGGCAGGAUUAGCAUUUGAAAUAGUGUUUUAUUAACAUUUGUACAUACUUGUCCAUUGUGAAAUGUGUAUUUGACUAAAACCAUGUGUGGCAGUGGAAACCCCUUUUGUAGUUCAGAAAUACCAAUUUUGUGUUUCAUUUAUUGUAUCAAAUUACUGCUCUUAGCUUGAAAUAAGGGUUGAAAUUACAUUUAAGGAGAUUACUGAGUGUGAUUCUGUGAAGCUGAACUUUUUGUGUGCUGCUUAUAAGUGUUCUCUAUCCUUGGGGAACAAUUUUACUUUCUUAAUCUAUUUGAAUGAGUAAUGAAAAAAUAAACAGAUUAAUGCUUGA
Messenger RNA from Ochotona curzoniae (black-lipped pika), 1495 nucleotides. It is a transcript of the gene TAF13, whose product is annotated as TATA-box binding protein associated factor 13. Gene Ontology annotation, molecular function: protein heterodimerization activity. Gene Ontology annotation, cellular component: transcription factor TFIID complex. Gene Ontology annotation, biological process: transcription by RNA polymerase II. NCBI's taxonomy places the organism in Eukaryota, Metazoa, Chordata, Mammalia, Lagomorpha, Ochotonidae. Bases 61 to 435 code for a protein of 124 amino acids. The record is from RefSeq and is a predicted model, not a curated record. The transcript has 4 exons.